AUACCGUGUCAUUGCUCGGACUUGAGAUUCAUAUAUCGGCCCACCAUCGACCUUCCUCAUGAUGCGUCCUGCUCGUCAAUCAAUGAGCCUUGCUCGCUUUUUGUCACGAGUGCAGCAUAGAACUCUGCACCAGACGAGAGUCCAGUAUGCCAUCACCAGCCUUGAGAUGCCAGCCAUGUCGCCCACUAUGACAGAAGGUGGCAUUUCUUCCUGGAAAAAGAGGGAAGGCGAGUCUUUCUCUGCAGGAGAUGUCCUGCUAGAAAUUGAAACUGACAAGGCCACCAUUGACGUCGAGGCACAGGAUGAUGGUAUUUUGGGUAAAAUCAUUGUCCAAGACGGUAGCAAGAACAUCCAGGUUGGCAAAGUCAUUGCCCUCCUUGCUGAGGAAGGAGACGACAUCUCGAACCUUGAGGCACCCAAGGAGGAGUCGAAGCCAGCACCUCCCCCUCCGAAACCCGAGACUCAGGCAGCUCCACUCCCACCUCCGGCACCGGCACCUCAACCUAUCGCUCCCAAAGUGUCGCACCACCCGAAGCACUCGAAGCACUUACUACCCUCGGUGAUACGCCUCCUCAUUGAAGGUAACAUUGCUGAUGCGGAAGCUAUCCCGGGUACGGGUGUUCGUGGAAUGCUUACCAAGGGUGACGUACUUGCGUACCUCGGGAGAGCGUCGAGUCCAAUGGGAACUUUCAAGGAAGCGAAGAAGGAGGUUUCAGCGCCGAAAAAGGUUGAGGAAGUCAAGCCACUAGACGGUGCUGCAAUCCGCCAGCUUAUUGUCUCUGGCCUAGCCGCCAAAACGAAGCCUGCACUUGCACCUACAACACCAGCAACCUUUGACGCCAUCAUCGCCGACUACCUCCCUUCUUCGCCAUCUUCCCCAAAGGCUGCCCCCAUACCCAUAUCGUCAACGAAGGCACAAGACAGCUCUGCUAGGUACUUCGAUGGGUUACUCUAAUUAAUGUUAUAUCGUACCCCCCGUUCCGUAGACGUUGCUUAGAUUUUUGUGUUAUUGAUACUCAUUUAUCACAAGUCAUGUUACCUGUCUA
Messenger RNA from Suillus clintonianus, 1046 nucleotides. RefSeq names its product pyruvate dehydrogenase X component. The coding region runs from base 59 to 955 and encodes 298 amino acids. Gene Ontology annotation, biological process: pyruvate decarboxylation to acetyl-CoA. Gene Ontology annotation, cellular component: pyruvate dehydrogenase complex. The transcript has 6 exons. The record is from RefSeq and is a predicted model, not a curated record. Gene Ontology annotation, molecular function: dihydrolipoyllysine-residue acetyltransferase activity. NCBI's taxonomy places the organism in Eukaryota, Fungi, Basidiomycota, Agaricomycetes, Boletales, Suillaceae.